UAAAAUUGCAACGAAAAAAAAAUCAACCACAAUUAUAAAGUAAAAGGAGAAAUCUAAUCACAAUUAACAAAAUUAACCUCUGGUUGAUUAUGGUGUUUACAUAAUAAGGGAAAAGACAUUCAACCUUUAUUAUCAACAAUUAAAUUUAAUUUCUACCCAACAACAUCCUGAUUAACCUCCACCUCCACCCCAACAGCAACCUGGAAACACACCCCAUCACCAGUAACAACAAGACCAACAACAGGUAAUCAUAAUUAAUGUUAAUCAUCAACAAUUUAAUUUAAAACUCUUCAAACAAUUAACUUGAAACUUCCCAUUGACUUUUACACGGUAAGUAGACACACUCACAAGAAACACUCACGUUAUAAUCAUUUAAUAAACUAUCGUGUUGAAGUGACUAGAGAUACACGAAGAUGAAUCAGUUAAUCACAGAACAGUUAAUUCAACAAUUUACUAAUUACAAUUCAGGACAAUUAAAAAGAUUGUGACCUUAACCUAAACCCAAACCCAAACCCGAAAAAAAAGUUAACCAAAAAUCAUUGUCUUUCUAAUCCUCACCAAGUUAACAUCAAAUUUCAUCAUUAAUUUUUUGUAUUUCAUUUAUCAAUUACAAUCAAUUUUCUUAAUUGUCCAUCAACUAUUAACGAAACUCCCAUUAACCAUGUUACCUGAAUCUAUUCAGUCAACAAUUUGGAAUAAUAAUUUAAAUUGUGAUUACCUUUUGUGUCCAUCAACAACAAUAAUCCCAUAGAUUUACAUGUGUCCCUAUUAUGUGUUAUGGUUGUAAAUUGUUAUCAUUUUGUAUCCUGUUUAGAGUUGAUUGUUGAUUACAACAAUUUAACUGUUCACCAUGAAGUGAAAGUAUCACAACCCUGAAUCGUAAUAAUCCUUAAUUGUUAUAAUUUGUUAAUUUCUAUUCAUAAUAAUUUUUAGUAAAUACAAGUUGGGUUACAUUUCUCUCUCUCUCUCUCUCUCUCUCUCUCGAAUUCGUCAUCAUGUUGAUGAUUUUUUCAUUCACAAUUUCGUCUUAAUUUUCAUUUCUCUUCAUCUAAAAUUUUCUCCAUCACCGGAAACCGAAUUAAUCUAAUUUAAUCAUCCAUGUAAAUUCUGCAUCUUCAUCUUACUCAUCAUCAUCAUCAUCUAUUUCGUGUAUUCUCUCCCUCUUAUCAUCUUCUUAUUUUCUCUUCUCUCUUUUUAUACUUUUUCUCAUUUUCCAUUUGCUACUCUACUUGUUGCUCAUUCGUUUCAUUCAUAUAAAUAAUAUUUUCCUUUUCUACCUUAAGUUUUUUUUUUGCUUCUUCUCAAUGAAAAAUGAACUUCAUCUUUAAUUUUAUCACCAUUCAUCUAAUCAUCAAGAGUAUUAAUCAUCACAAUCAACAUUUCCAUCUACAAGGUUUACCUGUGUAAUUUUUUUUCCAGUUAAUUGUUUUUCUCUGUUUACUCCCAACCAUAUAUUCAAAGGUAAAUAGUGAUUGGCCUUAACUCUUGGCCCGAAGAGUUCAAGGAAAUUUGUCUUUUCUCUCUGUGCUUUUUAAACAAUUGAUUAAUUGUUUGUCUACAAUUUAAAUUGACAAUUGUAUCUCUUUCCCUCACUCUCUCUCUCCCAGUGCAAUUAUCAUCAUCAUUAUCAUCAUAAUUGUCAUCAUAUCUUGUCAUCAACUUGAUCGUCUCUGCAUUUCCCUUGUUACUUGGUCAAUUGUUGGAUAACCAAAUCAACGGGAACAAAUGAAUUGAAUGAUAAUUUGAAUAAUCAUCUUCAUCUGACCAACAAUUAACCCAAAGAAAUAAAAACAAUCAACUAAAUCAUCACAAUGGUUGCACCAUCUCUAUGGUUGUUAACCUCCGUUCUUAUAAUGACCUUUGGUCAUUUCGGUCACAAAUCUUGCCACCGAUCGUGUUCACAGGUAACCUUUUACCUUCCAAAGUCAAUUAAUUCUCAGUGUUCAUCAAGUAAAUCAAAUUGUCUAAUGGAAGCAACAAUUACCGUUGAUCCAACCGAAGACUCAUUCGAAAGGGUUAAUAUUACAUUGACACAAUUAAUGGCCGGUGAUUAUUUACGAGAUCACACCAUGUAUUUAACGUUAACAUUUCCUGGUCAUCAUCGAUUACCAACAACAACAUCAACUAAUUACAAUUCAAUUGGUACCACCAACGAGAUAAACAACAACAACAACAACAACAACCCACUCAGUGCCAAUGGUUACCCGAAUAACGGUAACCCUUUAGUUUCCAAUGGUUUCCCUCCAUAUGUAAGGGAAAACAACCGUUUCUACAAUGGAGAUUUAUCUUCAUCUUCAUCCUCAUCCUCUUCUAAUUCAUAUUUAAAUGGAUUCUCAUCUAAUAGUAAUAAUAAUAAUAAUAAUCGAUACCUUUAUCCUGGUAGCUCAUCUUCAACCUCUGGUCAUCAUGCUCACCUUGAAACAACCACCAUAAUCAGUUACUCUUGCCGUAUACUGGCCUCAGGUAAUGCGAUCGCUGAGAUUAUCCAAGGCCAUGGAUUAAAGUACAGUUAUGUUUCAAAUUCAUCGCGAUCAUGUUCAUUCAUCUUUAACAGGUACGAUUACCUUUGGCCUACUCUUACCACCCACCAGAAAGUUGACCUUAUAAACAAUGGUGAUUUUACCGUUACCCUGGGUUACGAUGAUGUGACCAAAGAUUUGCGACCGGAAUCAAUUCCGUUACAUAAAAUGGCCUUUCUAAGAUGCUGCCAUAGGCAUCAUGGAGGGUCAAAGUAUUUGGUCAUCAUUGAACCUUCAACAACACCGGUCAAUCCUUAUUUAUCAUCCUCAUCUUAUUAUCCAAGCUCGACUCUAUCAAAUGGACUUCGUCGUCGACCAUCACUUGACUUUUAUCUUCAGGCCUAUUCACCGAUACCGAAAACUGUUGUCCUCGAGUUAACUGGACCUUCGGAACAAUCGCUUCGAGUUAACGUUUCCAAUUCUUAUUUCAAUGUUUCCAUACUGACCGAUGGUGAAUGGAUAUCGGUUCUUAAUAACUUGACCCUUCCAAAAAUACCAAGACGAUCUGAUCCCUUUGACGAUUUCCGUUUAAAUUGGACACUUCCGGUUCUACUUGAAACUCCUCGAGGGUCAAUAGUCAUUGAGGAAGGUCAAUAUACACUGGACAUUGAAUCCGAUGUAUCUUAUAGCCAUCGGGAAAAAGUUUACAUAACCGGAAAAUCAAAUCUAAUUAACUCGCCAUCAAUUAUUACUUCAUUAUUGUUGCCAAUCAUUUUUUGUACAAUUUUUAAUCAACACAAUUAACUAAUCAUCAAUGAGAAUAAUUUUCUUCCCAUUCAAUCAAAUAUCAUUGUAUUUGUGACAAUUCAUAUAACUAAUUGUGUAAUUAACUCUAAUUUUAUUAUUAUUCUCAUCAUCUUAAUCAUCUAAUCAUCAUCAUCAUCAUCAUUUUGUUUAAUAUUAUUAAACACAAUUAAUUAUUUGAAUAAACAAAAUUCAAGAUUCA
Panonychus citri (citrus red mite) is the source of this 3465-nucleotide messenger RNA. RefSeq lists its product as uncharacterized. Lineage: Eukaryota; Metazoa; Arthropoda; Arachnida; Trombidiformes; Tetranychidae. The transcript is spliced from 3 exons. The record is from RefSeq and is a predicted model, not a curated record. Bases 1812 to 3263 code for a protein of 483 amino acids.